This is a messenger RNA of Phaethon lepturus (White-tailed tropicbird), 1054 nucleotides long. RefSeq names its product guanine nucleotide binding protein (G protein), alpha z polypeptide (gene GNAZ). Gene Ontology annotation, biological process: adenylate cyclase-modulating G protein-coupled receptor signaling pathway. The record is from RefSeq and is a predicted model, not a curated record. Gene Ontology annotation, cellular component: heterotrimeric G-protein complex. NCBI's taxonomy places the organism in Eukaryota, Metazoa, Chordata, Aves, Phaethontiformes, Phaethontidae. The annotation marks the transcript as partial. The transcript has a single exon. Gene Ontology annotation, molecular function: G protein-coupled receptor binding; G-protein beta/gamma-subunit complex binding; GTPase activity.
AAUAUUUGAUGGAUCUAGCCAAACUGUGGCAAAAGGAAGUGUCUCUUCAUUAACAGGAAUGUGCCACUGUUUAUGCACUGGAAAGGGGAGUGCCAUGAGAUCUGUUGAAGAGACUAUUUCUGUGGUCACAUAUCUACAUAUGUUUGCACCCCUGCUGGGACUGAAUUAGGUGGUACAGGCAUCUUGGACUGUCAGGUAUUGGAUAGUGACUUUUUUUUUCAUUCAAGGUGUACCUGGCACGAGAACUGAAAGACACUACAGAUCUUUCUCACAGACGCAAACAGAGUGAGACAGUCUCCAACCUUCCCCUUCUGUAACUGCCUGCUAUACCAUGGGAUGUCGGCAAAGCUCUGAGGAGAAAGAGGCAGCGCGGCGGUCCCGUAGGAUUGACCGCCACCUGCGCUCUGAAAGUCAGCGACAACGAAGAGAGAUUAAGCUCCUUCUCCUGGGUACCAGCAAUUCUGGGAAGAGUACUAUUGUAAAGCAGAUGAAAAUCAUUCAUAGCGGUGGCUUUAACUUGGAGGCUUGCAAGGAGUACAAACCUCUGAUUAUCUAUAAUGCGAUUGACUCCCUCACACGUAUCAUUCGGGCUCUAGCCACCCUUAAAAUAGAAUUUCACAAUCCUGACAGAGCAUAUGAUGCCGUGCAGCUUUUUGCCCUGACAGGGCCUGCUGAGAGCAAAGGUGAGAUUACGCCUGAGCUUCUGGGAGUCAUGAAACGGCUGUGGGCAGACCCUGGCGUGCAGGAAUGUUUUUGCCGCUCCAAUGAGUACCACCUAGAGGAUAAUGCUGCAUACUAUUUAAAUGACCUAGAAAGGAUUGCAGCACUGGACUACAUCCCCACAGUGGAAGAUAUUCUGCGUUCUCGGGACAUGACUACAGGGAUUGUAGAAAAUAAAUUCACCUUCAAAGAGCUGACUUUCAAAAUGGUGGAUGUGGGUGGACAGAGAUCUGAACGCAAAAAAUGGAUCCACUGUUUCGAGGGGGUUACAGCAAUAAUUUUCUGUGUGGAGCUGAGCGGAUAUGACUUGAAGCUGUAUGAAGAUAACCAAACA